Harpegnathos saltator (Jerdon's jumping ant) is the source of this 1176-nucleotide messenger RNA. Its product is annotated as farnesol dehydrogenase. The transcript is spliced from 6 exons. Bases 270 to 1022 code for a protein of 250 amino acids. Lineage: Eukaryota; Metazoa; Arthropoda; Insecta; Hymenoptera; Formicidae. The record is from RefSeq and is a predicted model, not a curated record.
UCUGUCUAUCUUUCCUUCUUACCACUGGUAAUAAAUUUAUGUAGGUCUACGAACAGUUGGGUUUUCCCUCACCGUUUGCCUACACUCGCGGCCGGCGAUAGUUGCGCGAUGAAACAGUGUCGGUCGAAUAUUAUUAGUGGUUUAGACGUUAAGACACGUUAAGGUCAUUCUACAAUAUGUGUCAAUGACCUUUAAGACACCGAACUUAAAACGAACCCGAACUUCGAACAGUGGGAAGUAACACGGCAUUUUGUCGAAUUCAUAUCGACAUGAGCCGCUGGGAAGGAAAAAUCGCCGUUGUUACCGGAGCCUCAGCCGGCAUCGGUUUGGCGAUAGCAGAAGCGUUUGUAAACAGAGGCAUGAUCGUGGUUGGUCUCGCCAGGAGGAAAGCCAUAAUGGAAGCUAGAAUGAGAUUCGCGCAGGGAAAUGGGAAAUUUAUUGCACGCGAAUGCGACGUGUCGAAGCCGGAGAACUUGAAAGAAGUUUUUCAUUGGAUCCAAAGUAACCUCGGUGUGAUUCAAGUUAUGGUGAAUAACGCCGGUGUGAUUACUUCAGGCACCAUUGUCGAAACCUCGCGACAAGAUUGGGAGAAGAUAUUCGACGUAAACGUCAUGGGACUGCUCGAAUGCACAAGACACGCCGUUAGGGUGAUGAAGGCCGCCAAUGUCGAGGGGCACAUCGUCAAUAUCAACAGCAUUCAAGGACACCGGCUGCGCCAAAUACAAAAUAUGAGCUUUAACGUGUACGCGGCGUCCAAACACGCUGUCACGGCCAUCACCGCGACUCUCCAACAGGAGUUGCUCGGUGGAAAAAUUCGUGUCACGAGUAUCAGCCCAGGCUACGUAAAAACUGAAAUACUGGAAGCUAUCUCGGAUCUAGAUAUCGAUAAGCUGAAGGUCUUUUCGUCUUUUCCCACAUUGGAGAGCAAAGACGUCGCCGAAGCGGUAGUCUACGUGAUCGAGACACCGCAACGCGUUCAAAUCACCGAAUUAACUAUCACACCUUUCGGCGAGAAUAUGUAAGCUUCGCAGAGUGCACAUUGCGAGAUAAUUAUUUCGUCAUGUUAAAAGUGACGUGAAUAUAAGCCGAGAAGUCAAAUUUUACGCAUCAAUCAAUGCGAAAUACUGAAAAAAAAAAAUGUAAUUAUAUGUAGAGAAUAAGAAAGAAGACUUUACG